Molecule: messenger RNA, 969 nt
Organism: Ogataea polymorpha
Lineage: Eukaryota; Fungi; Ascomycota; Pichiomycetes; Pichiales; Pichiaceae
Exons: 1
Source: RefSeq, a predicted model, not a curated record
UUUGACCACAUUCCCAUUUUGGACAUCAGUCGCAUGUGGUCGGAUGACUUUGAAGAGAGAAAGAGCUUGAGCACAGAGCUCCGAGAAGUGUGCUCCAAGGUCGGAUUUUUCUACGCGAAGAACCAUGGUGUUCCCAAGGAGAUCGCCAGCGGCCCUUUUCGUCAGGCCAGAAACUUCUUCAGCCAGCCAAUGGAAAAGAAAAUGGAGGUGUAUACAGGGUUGCUACCGGAAAAUUGUUACUAUGGAUACCACCCACUGGCCGAGUACAAUAUGAACGGCAAAAAGUACAACGAUUUGUACGAGGCCUUCAACUUCGGGUACGAAUUCGAGGAGGACCCUGAAAAGCCAACAGAGAAGCCCGACCACUACGAGAACUCGAAUAUGUGGCCAACGGGUAAGGGUCUGGAGAAUUUUAAAAAAGAGAUCUUUGACUACCAUCGACACCUGCUCACCCUAUCGCGGCGGCUGAUACGCAUCAUGGCGCUGGCCUUGGACUUGCCCGAGGAUUAUUUUGACGAGGCGGUCAAGUUCCCGGCAGCAGGCAUGCGACUCGUGCACUAUCCUCCACAGAAGGUGGAUGCCGAUGAGCAGGUUGGUAUUGGAGCCCACACAGAUUUUGAGUGCUUUACCUUGGUCAACCAGGACAUGGUGGGAGGCCUCGAGGUACUGAAUAAGAGCGGAAACUGGGUCAAGGCUCCCUACAUUGAGGACACAUUUGUGGUCAACGUGGCCGACUGUCUGAUGAGACUGACCAACGACACGUUUGUAUCCACCGUCCACCGAGUGGUUAACAAUACUUCGGGAACGGACAGAUAUAGUUGUCCGUUCUUCUUUGGAGUGGACAAGAGAUAUGUGUUGAAUCCGCUUCCCACCUGUGUCAGCAGCGAAAAACCAGCCAAGUAUCCGGUUACAACCUGCGGCGAGUAUCUCGCGUGGAGAGCAAGUCUUUCCAAGGCCAGAAGACAGAAA